This is a messenger RNA of Diachasma alloeum, 3459 nucleotides long. RefSeq names its product sodium/potassium/calcium exchanger 4. The record is from RefSeq and is a predicted model, not a curated record. Lineage: Eukaryota; Metazoa; Arthropoda; Insecta; Hymenoptera; Braconidae. The transcript has 6 exons. The coding region runs from base 1 to 1554 and encodes 517 amino acids. Gene Ontology annotation, cellular component: membrane. Gene Ontology annotation, biological process: intracellular calcium ion homeostasis; calcium ion transmembrane transport. Gene Ontology annotation, molecular function: calcium channel activity; calcium, potassium:sodium antiporter activity.
AUGACUAUUAGCUCGCAUCAACUUAGUAUCACACUUCUAGUUGUUUUAUUCGUGCGUAUUGGAGCUAGUGGAAGCAAUGAAGCCUCGAAACAGUGGACAGAUGAGGGCAGAAAUUACUCGAAUUUCUUGACAUUGACAAACACUUCAGAUAGUGCGCACGAGGCGAACUGCUCGGCACACUCCAUGGAGGAAUUUCCUACUGACUUAUUUACUGCUGAACAGCGGAGAAAUGGAGCUGUACUAUUUCAUGCAUUCUUCGGGUUCUACUGUUUUCUACUCACUGCAUAUGUCUGCAAUGACUACCUUCUGCCGGCUUUGGAUAUUAUCUGUGCGGAACUCAAGAUCAGUGCUGAUGUAGCUGGGGCUACGUUCCUAGCAACUGCCAGUUGUUUUCCCGAGUUGUUUGUCAAUGUUGUGGGGACCUUCGUUACGGAAUCGGAUCUCGGGGUUGGAACUGUUGUCGGAGGGGCUGUAUUCAAUACCUUCGCAACGCCGGCUUUCGGUGCGCUAUCCGCUGCUCAGGCCAUUCAACUUGACUCAUGGAUUCUCUCGAGGGAUUGCAUUAUUUAUGUUUUCUCGGUGAGUGCUCUGGUGAUUGUCAUGUGGGAUGGCAAAAUCAGGUGGUACGAGUCUCUGGUUCUCAUUAUUUUAUUCACCGGAUAUUUCACACUUUUAUUUCUUAACAAUAAAGUUAUAUACUGCACGAAGAAGAUUAAGGAACUGUUCAGGAAGAGAUCUGAACUUCAGAAUGAAAAUGAACGCAGAUCUGAGCAUGAGGAUAUGCCAACCGGAAGUUACAAACCCUUUGUUCACGGGGAUUUGGUUGUGGAGUAUAGGAAGAGUAUUCAACAUAUUAAGAGGAAAGAGAUGGAGGAGGGAAAAAGCUACAGUAGUUGUCCGGAGAAGUUUGACGAAUACGUAGAACCAGCUUCACCAUUGAAUUGUCCAAGUGGUGGUGUCUUGACUCGAAUUUGGUUCGUAUUCACCUGGCCCCUGAAGCUCAUCCUCUUUCUGACUAUUCCCGACACACGAUGGAAAAAUUUCAAGAACUGGUAUCCACUGACAUUCAUUAUGUGUGUUGCCUGGAUCGCCGUGUCUUCAUACUUGGUCAGUUGGAUGAUGACUAUCGUGGGGGAUACCCUCGGAAUUACCGAUUCGAUAAUGGGAAUCACCUUUCUAUCUGCUGGAGGAAAUAUGCCCGAGCUUGUGUCCAUCGUCAUACUGUCAAGACAAGGGAAUGGAGACAUGGCGAUGAGUAAUACACUGGGUGCCAAUACACUGGACAUCCUCAUGUGUCUCGGAUUGCCAUGGAUAAUUAAAUCAGUCAUGUCUGGAUCGGACAUUGUCAUUGAAUCUGGCGCUAUUACAUUCAGUGUUCUCUCGAUCAUUGUGUGCGUUAUUGGAUUCUUCAGUGUCACAGCGUACUACAAAUUUCAAUUGAACAAACGAGUUGGUAUUGCCUGUUUAAUCAUGUACUUAUUAUUCUUAACAUUUUCGAUUCUACUGGAGUCGAAUGUUUUUUGGCAGGUCAAUCUACCCAUGUGUGAAAACUGAAUAUAAUGGUUAAUAUUAGAGAGGGUAGGGAAUUCACUUUGAGAGAAAUAUCGGUAUAAUAUCACAAAACUAGUUUCUUGGGCGAAAUAUUUCCCCUCUUGAAGAUAAAUUGCUUGAGACAUGAAUUCCGCAUAAUAAUUCAGAUAACGUAAGAAUUCCGUGAAGUGUUCAUGACUUGAACAUGAACAUUUCACGAUAAAGUGAGAAUGUUUUGCCUCACGAAAUCGUUUAUUUCCUGUCACUGGGAAUACUCAUUUCUGCAUAUUAUUUUUGAUCAUUAUGUAUUCAUUUAUUCAUUCAAAAGGAGUUAAUGGCCGCUUUUAUUACGUUCAGAUUUGAAAAAAAAAUUGGGAAAAUGAUCUUUAAAAGUUUUACGACGAAUUAAAAGUAUUAUCGCCGUGUGACAUUCAAUAUUUUAUGCCGCUGGGCCCGAAAAACCGCGAUUUAUCGGGCAUAGUGUCGUAAAGUGCCUUUUCCUUCACUCGUAAACGAAAUGUCUUUUCGUUUACUUGUAAACGAAAAGGGCAGCACUCGUUGAACGUAACAUCACUAGCAAACAAUACAGUUCGAGACAUGUGCGAUGGGGAUUUUUCAGCUUGUGCGAUUGGCACCCCUCGGUUUCGCCGCGGGCCUUCAGCUUCACACUCGUAAAAACCCCGUCGCACUUGUACCGAAAUAUAUUAUUCGCGAUGCUAAAUACCGAAAUAUACUAUUCGCGAUGCUAAAUUGAGCAGUGGCGGCGCUGGAGCUUACAAGAUUGCUGACAUAAUAUUUUCCGACUGAAAUUUUUCACUCAAAUUUUUCACUUUCAAGUCCUAAGGGGAUAAAUGGAGUAAAAACCCAUUUAUUAUUGAGGAACAUAAUCGAGUCAGAGACAAGCCCCAAUUGUGUGUAUCAAUGCGAAGCUUCCCCUAAUACAAUUUUUGUUGAUUUCAUUCGAAACGUUUUAUGUUGGCCAUGUUAAAGCAUCAGCGCCACCUCGCGCCUAGUUAACAUCUCGAAUAGGCCUUCCAGCAUAAGUUUAUCCUCUGGUGGGAAUCCCCUCUACACAUGAUUCCCACUUAUAUCCGUCUCCCACGCCUGAAUACGAAAAAAAAAGAUUCUACUGGAAGGGCUAUCUUUUCAUUCAGUAUUACACUUCAACAAUUCGAAGGUCACUAGUUUUUUGCCAAAAAUUUACCAUGAAUUGAUCGAAUACGUGUGCGAUGUACUUCAGUCAAGAAAUUAUUUUUGUUAUAACAUGUCAAUUUUUCUCUCAGUGCACUAGUCACAUUGUUAAAAUCCAUCGAUCAUCAAUCAUCUCGUUAUCAUCCUCAUGCCUGACGUUAUUAUUGUUAAAUAGAAUGUAAGAUUAAUCCUUAAUUUUAAUGAGCUCUGAUACUCAACAGAAGAAAAAAUUAUUUGCUGCCAAAAUAAACUUUUAUCGUGAGAUUGAAUGUCAGAUGUUACUCAUUGAAAUUGACUACGUGCGUCACUUGUUUGUGAAUCUCUUCUAAUUAAUCAAGAGUCGUACCGAUGAUUUUUGCGAUAAUGGGAAUGCAGAAAAUCUGAGACAAGGUACAAAUUGCAAUUAAUAACAAUGACAAAUAUUUGUUCGCACUCUCAUUCCACCGCGAUUGAAACUUUAUUAAACAAUUGGCAUUGUUGAUGUAACAACUUGAAAAACAAUAUUUUUUCAUUAUGUUUUUUUUUGUUUCUUUUUAAAAUUAUUUAUCAUCGCAUUAUUUCACUGCACCAUCGACGUCAAGGUAUCAAAUGUCGUGCCAGUGACCCACUGAUUAUAAUAUAAAUUUCAUUCUUGUUUCGUGUCAUCGUUAAACCAUAUACAUGAACACAUACAAUAAUGUACAAGUGUCGACGCUGGUAAAAAAUGAACGUUUUACAUUAAAAAACACAAUUAGUUUA